Messenger RNA from Fonsecaea nubica, 975 nucleotides. RefSeq lists its product as hypothetical. Lineage: Eukaryota; Fungi; Ascomycota; Eurotiomycetes; Chaetothyriales; Herpotrichiellaceae. The record is from RefSeq and is a predicted model, not a curated record. Bases 1 to 975 code for a protein of 324 amino acids. The transcript has 2 exons. Gene Ontology annotation, molecular function: metal ion binding; lactoylglutathione lyase activity.
AUGACGGAUCAAUCAAAAUGGAAGUUUAAUCACACCAUGCUCCGGGUGAAAGACCCGCAGCGCUCUAUCGAGUACUAUAAUCUCCUGGGUUUGAACUUGAUUAACAAGCUGGACUUUCCUGACAACAAGUUUUCUUUGUAUUUCCUAGCCUAUGAUGGCCCUUCCUCCGCCUCGAAAGAUGCGCAUUGGACCGAUCGCGAGGGUGUUAUUGAGCUCACACACAACUACGGUUCCGAAUCGGAUCCGGAAUUCACCAUCAACAACGGCAACAAAGAACCCCACAAAGGCUUUGGCCACAUUUGCAUCUCAGUCGACAAUAUCCAAGCUGCAUGCCAACGCAUUGAAGAUGCCGGGUAUAAAUUCCAGAAGAAGUUGACCGAUGGACGCAUGCGGAGCAUCGCCUUCGCUCUGGACCCCGAUGGAUAUUGGGUGGAAGUCAUUGGUCAAAAGCCGGUGGAGCAGACAGAAGAUAUAAAGACAACAGAGACGAGCACUUACAGGAUGAACCACAGCAUGAUCCGUGUCAAGGACCCAGAAAAGUCAUUGAAGUUUUACCAAGAAGUCAUGGGUAUGUCACUCAUGAGGACUUCCGAACAGAAGGCUGGUGGCUUCACUUUAUAUUUCUUGGGAUACCCGGGCGACUAUGGAAUUCCGAAACCAGAAGACUCUCCUAAUGGGGUGAACCCACUAGCUGGGAAAGAGGGUCUGCUUGAACUGACCUGGAACUAUGGAACCGAAAAGGAGGAAGGUAAAGUAUACCACAACGGCAAUGACCAGCCUCAAGGGUUCGGACACAUUGCCAUCAGUGUGGACGACUUGGACAAAGCGUGUGCGUUCAUGGAGGAGAAGGGAGUCAACUGGAAGAAGCGGCUCACAGACGGUCGGAUGAAGAAUGUUGCCUUUGUUCUGGAUCCGGAUGACUAUUGGGUUGAGAUCAUCCAGAACGAGAGACUCAAGAAGUCGACAAAUUGGUGA